Sciurus carolinensis (gray squirrel) is the source of this 345-nucleotide messenger RNA. It is a transcript of the gene Mrpl53, whose product is annotated as mitochondrial ribosomal protein L53. Lineage: Eukaryota; Metazoa; Chordata; Mammalia; Rodentia; Sciuridae. Gene Ontology annotation, cellular component: mitochondrial large ribosomal subunit. The record is from RefSeq and is a predicted model, not a curated record.
GUCACCAUGGCCGCGGCCUUGGCUCGGCUAGGACUGCGAUCCGUGAAGCAGGUUCGGGUUCAGUUUUGCCCUUUCGAGAACAACGUGGAGUCGACGAGGACCUUCCUCCAAGCAGUGAGCAGCGAGAAGGUCCGCUCCACCAAUCUCAAUUGCACAGUUAUUGCUGACGUGAGGCACGACGGUUCCGAGCCCUGCGUGGACGUGCUGUUCGGAGAUGGGCAUCGCCUGAUAAUGCGCGGCGCUCACCUCACCGCCCAGGAAAUGUUCAUCGCGUUCGCUUCCCACAUCCAGGCCAGAAACCCAGCGGGAAGCCGGGACAAGCCAGGCGCUGGUACUGAGCACUGA